Messenger RNA from Pararge aegeria (speckled wood butterfly), 1497 nucleotides. It is a transcript of the gene l(2)37Cd, whose product is annotated as general transcription factor 3C polypeptide 5. Gene Ontology annotation, cellular component: transcription factor TFIIIC complex. The record is from RefSeq and is a predicted model, not a curated record. Bases 80 to 1489 code for a protein of 469 amino acids. Gene Ontology annotation, biological process: transcription initiation at RNA polymerase III promoter. The transcript is spliced from 8 exons. NCBI's taxonomy places the organism in Eukaryota, Metazoa, Arthropoda, Insecta, Lepidoptera, Nymphalidae.
UUAAUUUAUCUUGAACAGGCAUCGGAUAUUAUUAUCAUAUUUUAUAUCAAAACAGAUUUUUUUUUUAAAUUAAAAUAAUAUGGAUGAAUGUAAAAAUUUGCAUCGUGAUCUUUUCUGUGUGUUGUUUCCCGGCAUUGUUAAAAAUGACGAAAAGGCGAUUGAUUGUUUGGGAGGUUUGAAGACAAUGUCACAGUGCUAUUCACAAGCCAAUAAAAAAAGACUCUCAAUGACUUUCCAACCUGAUAAUCCAUUCAUGAGGAAAAUGUAUGCCGAUUCAAAGCCCACUGCUGGUGUUCUGUUGAAGUUAAAGGUAAAGAAAACUAGAACUGGCAAUGACAUAAAAAGAGAAGUUGUAUCAACAUCAAUAGUUGGUUCUGUGAAGAAAAUCAAUAAAUUUGAGUCUAUGUGUGACUAUCAAUAUCUGCCAGUGUCAACACCUGUAUCAAAAUCAAAUACACCACAGUGUUUUUUGGAAGAGAUACUACCAACUGGAGAAGACCAAUUGAAAUUUAUGGUAGAGCCAGCACCAAUGUUUAUCAUCCCUUCAAAUUUUACACGAUCAGACAAACCAAUCAACUAUUUCUAUACAGAGAAGAGGUAUCAAACAAAAGACACAGCUAACGAUGAAUCUAUGAGCGCAGAUGAUGAAGUUCAUAAAUGUAGAAGUGAUCGUGCUUUGCCAAUCCCGCGAUAUAUAUUUAAUAUGUCAGAAGAUUUGCCAUUGGAACCCAAUGAAUAUUAUCUAAAGAAAAAAGAUUCUCGACAGUCAUUGUAUCCACCCCUGCAAGGGGAAUUUGAAGUUGUUAAAAAGCUUUUCGAUGACAGACCUAUAUGGUCGCUGAACUUGAUAAAAUAUCAAACCAAAAUAAAAAUUAACUCACUUAAAGUGAUAGUGCCGUGUUUGGCAAUUUACAUGAAGGAGGGGCCCUGGAGAAUGAUGUGGGUAAGGUACGGCUAUGAUCCUAGAAAAGAACCUGGAGCACGGAUAUACCAGACGUUAGACUUUAGAAUGAGGCAUGCAGCUGGAGUUCAUUCGAUGGUGAUGACUCGUGAUCAAGUUGUUCACUGCAAGAAAACUGAUCGCGUGAAGAAUUUUAAAAAGCACGCAACAGAUGCAUAUACUUUGGAUGACAUUGUAUACGAAGGUGCGGUUUACUUCCGCCCAGGGAUGGUUCCAUCCCAGCGGCAGGUCUAUUAUCAGUACUGCGACGUGGAGCUGCCGGAGGUACAACAGCUGCUGGCGUUGGAACCUCCGCAAGGGUACUUGUGCCAUGCGAGACGCGGCUGGCUGCCCCCCGAUGCCGACCAGUUGUGCCGGGACCACGUGUUCCGCAGCGUCAAGCAGACAUUGCUCGAUACACACAAGGCGGACCUGAAAUUUGAGUUCCAGGACAGCAGCUCAGCGGAAUCAGAAUCUGAAGAAGAGGAAGCGGGUGGUGCGAGUACGUCCAUGAACGAAGCAGACGAAUCACUUAAUAUAAACGAGUGAAAACUUUA